GAGACAACACACGUAGCCUGAGACACCAAAAUGAGUCAAGGGUGACGUGGCUACUUGCCUGAGUCCAUAUACGCUGCCGAACCAGUCGAUUCCCACAGUCCGUGUCAAGUCAUGGGAAUAUGCGACCUCCCGAUGAACAAACGGCGCUGUCGAUCGAGUCGGAUGACACGGAUAGGGGGGCGUUGUGGUGUUUGUAGCAGACGUAAUCACCUUCUGCAAUGUGAGCAGUCGUUUGUAUGAGGCGUGAGGUAACAAUUUCUUCGGAGGCACGACAAUCCACGAAGCUCCCAGCAGGAGCAGUUAUUUUAGAGACAGGUCGACCUCACGGAUCCCCAUGACUCUGAUGCUGCCAGAUGCCCUUUCCGUAAGACGCUAUCUUUCUGCUUCCGCAAUCCCCCAAGCUAGCCCGAGCUAUACCUCCUUUAAGAUAAUACACACGCACCAUGAAGUAUGAGCCAUGGGAAGUGCCCCAGCUCCACCAGCAAGCCACCGGGGCCUGGGCCAAGGAGCUCGACGAAGCCAUCGACAGCAUCGCCGACACUCUCGUCUCGAACCGAAUCAUAUUCCGACUCGGCUACGGCUUCACCUCACUUGAGCUGUGGAUCGAAUGCGGGCGGGAUCGGUUCCUGAAGGCUUUGGAGGAUUCAGACAGACUCCGCACCCCCCGCAUCCUCCCCCAACGGCCCGCCGAACUCGAGCUCUUUUUCAUCACCGCGCCCGACUCACGGCCCCGCCCCCGGCAACAGCAGCUGGUCCUGGUCAAAUGCCACUGUGAGGGGCAGCAGCACGAGCCGCCCACGCCGUUCCAGGCCGAGGUCGUGGCGGGCGUCGCCUGCUACCACUUCUACUUCGUGCGGUGCGUCCGGUACGGGGUCCACCACCCGUGGUUCAACCUGCUGUAUGAGCGGGUGGUCCGGUACAUCCUGGCCCGGCCGGACGAGGUGCGGGCCAUCAAUGGGCGGCUGUCGUACUAUGGACGGCAGGUGUUUGUCCACGCGUGGCGGCAGGAGAAUCCGGGGGAGACUGAAUUCAUGGAGAGGGUUUUGGGGGUGUGGGCUUAG
Messenger RNA from Aspergillus fijiensis CBS 313.89, 1061 nucleotides. RefSeq lists its product as uncharacterized. Lineage: Eukaryota; Fungi; Ascomycota; Eurotiomycetes; Eurotiales; Aspergillaceae. The record is from RefSeq and is a predicted model, not a curated record. The coding region runs from base 444 to 1061 and encodes 205 amino acids. The transcript is spliced from 2 exons.